UGCCGCGGCGCGGGUUUCGGGGCGGGCGGGCGCCAUGAGGAGCCGCGCGGAGGUGGACGCUACGCUGCAGACGGCGAAGCUGAACCCGGCGGAGCUGCUGCCCGUCGUUCACUGCCUCAGCUUCGGCCCGCGGGCCGGUGCCGGCGAGUGCUGCCUCCUGCAGCUGGAGCCCGCGCUCUGCGCCGAGCUGGAGGCGGGGCGCAGCCUAGUAAUCCGUGGUGAAAAGGAUGAACAAGUAGUGUUGUGCAGCAAAGAUAAAACUUAUGAGAUGAAAAUAGCAGACACUUCAAAUAUGCUGCUGUUUAUUCCUGAUUGCAAAACUCCAGAACAGCUGAAUGCAGAUCAAGCAUCUUGUAAUAUUAUUCAUUCAGAGAUUGCUGGCUUCUCCAAUAACUAUUGGGAGUUAAGGAGAUGUCGGCCUAAACUGAAGAAACUGAGGAAGCUUUUAAUGGAAGAUCCAUAUGAAGGGCCAGAUAGUCAGAAAGAUCAGACUUCGACAUUUUCAAAGUAUACUACAGAAGAUUUGUUAAGUCUAAUUCAAGCAAGUGAAGAAGAAAUACUGCACCACUUGCAGUAUAUAGAUGCCUGCAAAAUAGAAGGCUAUUGGAGAAUUCUAGAAUUUGAUUACCAGAUUAAACUCUUGAAUCAUGUGAUUCAGCUAAUAGACUCAGAGUCCUGGUCUUUGAGUAAGGUUUCUUUAUGUACCUGCCUUGAGGAACUUGGACCUCUAGAACCCAAAGAGAUGAUCGAACAUAUCCUUUUAAGCUAUGGAAGGAAGUAUAUCGAAGAAGGGGAAGUUUACUUUGAAAUGCGUGAAGAUAAAAUAUGCAGAGCUUUAGGACAAAUGCUUUUGCAAAAUGCAGUUAAAUUCAAUCUAUCAGAUUUUCAAGAAGUCUGGCAACAAAGUGUCCCUGAAGGGAUGACAACAAGGCUUGAUCAGCUUAAGGGCUUGGCUCUUGUGGAUAAGAGCUCAAGACCAGAGACUAUCUCUCUGCUGAAAGUAGAAGACUUACCUGAAGACAAUCAGGAAAGAUUCAACAGCUUAUUCAGUAUACGGGAUAAGUGGACAGAAGUGGAUAUUACUCCUUAUAUAGAAGACUUAUGUGCAGAGAAACAGACUGUUGGUGCUCUUCUGACAAAAUAUGCUCGCUCCUCAAUGCAGAAUGGUGUUAAAGUUUAUAAUUCUAGAAGACCCGUCUCAUAACAAGUCUUUUUUUAAGAACUGAGAAGACUGAAUGGAGUAACAGUGACUGCUUCUUCCUGCCUUCUUGGGAAAGUUGUCGCCAAUGAAUAUUGUAGUGUUCUGUAGUUUAAGCUUCUUGAACGAGUUUUGUUUUCUGCUCAGCUGAUUGUGAGGGCAGUGGCUUUUUCUAAGAAACCCUAGUGUCAGCAGGCCAUGCCCACCUUCCUUCACCCAUCUUCCCUUACCGAUCUCCUUUUCCCUUUGUGUCUGUAGCUAUGCUUGGAGUCAAGAAGACUGCCAUUAGAACGUAGCUGAGGAAAAAUUAAUGUCUUACAGAAGAUUCACCUUUGUUUUUUAAAAAGAAUUUCUAAAGCUUUGUAAUAAGGUUAUUUUUUUUAGAGCUUUGUUUUGGCAAAUAACUGCACAUAGAAAUUGUGGCUUGAAAACUAUUCCUUGUAGAGCAAUGAAGCAGGAUAUUUUUAUGUUAAAAAACAUGAUGUUGUAAAGUGGGAGUGCCUGAAAUCGAAGUUUUGCAAUCACUAAAAAGGACUGUUUGCAUUUGUCGGGGAACCAGAGUUUAAUAUUAGACAUUUCUCAUACUUUUUUUUUUUUUUAAACUUAACAUUUGUAGGGUCUUUUAUACAAAAAGCAUUUAUUGCAUCAAUCUCAGAUGUAAGGCAUGAAAAACUGGAAUUGGUAGCAUGCCAAAUGUGGGGUUAGCAGGGAGAGGAAAGAACUGUAAAUCGAACGUAACUCUGAAAGUGGAUGUGUGCAUCCCUGGAAUUUUGUUAUAAAAAGCUGAAUAAAAACUA
This is a messenger RNA of Cuculus canorus (common cuckoo), 1995 nucleotides long. RefSeq names its product DNA replication and sister chromatid cohesion 1 (gene DSCC1). The transcript has 9 exons. Gene Ontology annotation, cellular component: chromosome, centromeric region; nucleus; chromatin. NCBI's taxonomy places the organism in Eukaryota, Metazoa, Chordata, Aves, Cuculiformes, Cuculidae. Gene Ontology annotation, biological process: mitotic sister chromatid cohesion; maintenance of mitotic sister chromatid cohesion. The record is from RefSeq and is a predicted model, not a curated record. Bases 35 to 1204 code for a protein of 389 amino acids.